Leptosia nina is the source of this 1047-nucleotide messenger RNA. NCBI's taxonomy places the organism in Eukaryota, Metazoa, Arthropoda, Insecta, Lepidoptera, Pieridae. The record is from the annotation of a GenBank genome assembly.
AUGGAUCCAGGAUCGCCUUCGACGUUGUGGCCCCUGCGCCUGAGUAAACCUGUAGUGACGGGAGCCGUGCCUCAGAAUGGAGAGAAUAAGGAUGAAGAUAGAUCGCAGUCGCCCGCGCUGACGGAUCGCCUGUCCGCGGCGCCGUCCCCGUCCAGCCCUUCGCCCCCGAGCCCUGCGCCACCCCAGCACCAGUUCCAAGCGGCUCUCGUCGCCGACAAAUACCUCUUGCUCGAACAAGUGGAGGGCUCGACCCUCUGUCGGUGUGUGGACGUGCGCACACAAGAGGAAUACGUUUGCAAAGUGGUGUCCCGGGAUUGUAGUAGCCUAUUACAAGCGCACUACCGGCUAGAUGGACACCCGCACGUCAAUCCAAUCCACGAGGUGCUGGUGGGCGAUAAAAGGGUGUAUUUGAUCUUCCCAAGAUCUCACUCGGACCUCCACUCUUAUGUGAGGGCGAGGAAAAGGUUGAGGGAACACGAGGCGCGAAGGCUGUUCAGGCAAAUGGCAGAAACCGUCGCCGCCUGCCACGAACAAGGAAUCGUGUUAAGGGAUCUCAAACUGAGGAAAUUCGUCUUCGCCGAUCCGCAGAGAACAACGCUCAAGUUAGAAUCGUUGGAAGACGCCGUGGUGCUAGAUGACCCCGAAGAAGAUUUGCUUCAAGACAAGCGAGGCUGUCCCGCGUAUGUGUCCCCCGAAAUCUUGAGGGCUCAUCGGACAUACUCCGGAAAAGCGGCAGAUAUGUGGUCACUGGGGGUCAUAUUAUAUACGAUGCUCGUUGGAAGGUAUCCGUUCAACGACUCGGAGCAUGCGUCUUUGUUCGCGAAAAUAUCCCGGGGUUACUUUGUGGUCCCGGAGUGCCUGUCGUCGAGGGGGAAAUGCUUAAUACGUUCUCUACUGCGGAGGGAGGCUUGCGAGAGACUCAGCGCUCGGGAUGUCCUCCGGCACCCGUGGUUAGCCAGGGAUCCUAGAAAUGAGCUUCCGCCCCGCGCCGCGGCGUCCCAAGAUCGGCUCGUCCCAGACGUCGACUUGGACGACGACUGCAUGUAA